CUAGCGGCGAAUUUCAAACUUGUGAACAUCACAUCAUUUAUCACCUAUUUAACUCUUUUCCUUUCACAUAUCUUGACAUAGAAUUAAAUUUCAAGAAAUGGAAUUCUUGAAAAUUCAGAACUAUAAUACUCUCAUGAAAUCACUCGUGUUACUACUAUUAUGUGUUGUUCAUGUGAACGCUCAGGUUACACUUCCGUCUAGACAAGACGGAUUCUGGUACAAGAACAGAAUUGCCAACACAGAAUCUAUAUUAAUCGAGGCUUUCUUCGAUCCUCUUUGCCCUGAUAGUCGCGAUUCAUGGCCCCCUCUCAAGCUAGCUCUCCAACACUAUGGAUCUCGUCUCUCUCUCGUUGUUCAUCCGUUCCCUUUACCGUAUCAUGACAAUGCAUUUAUUUCAUCGCGAGCGUUGCAUAUUAGCAAUCAGUUGAAUACUUCUGCUACAUAUAGAUCCAGGUAUAAAUCUAUUGGCAGGUUUUAUGGCAAUGCAACUUUCAACUUGUCCAGAUCAUCUGUUGUAGAUAAAAUUGCAAGAUUUACAUCAAAUUCAAUUGGGAAUUCGCAUUACGCUGCUGUAAAAGCUGGAUUUACUGACCCGAAAACUGAUCAUGCAACAAGAAUUUCCUUCAAGUAUGGUUGUGUGAAAGACGUAUAUGGGACGCCUUUUUUCUUCGUAAAUGGAUUUCCUCUGCCUGAUUCUGGCUCAGCAUUGGACUACAAUGCAUGGAGAAAAAUCAUCCAUCCAUUGUUGAAGAACUAACAAUUUUGCUGUAAGACUGCGUACAAUAGACCCUUGUGGUUCGACCUGCAUAUAGUGGGAGCUUAGAAUAUCGAGAAGUCCUAUAGUUGUUGUAUUUGUACUCUCAUUCACCUGAUGAUUGAGCUAGAUUGACAAACUUUUAUCUCUGGUGUUUACAAAUAUAAUGAAAAUAAUUUAUUGCUU
Messenger RNA from Solanum stenotomum, 940 nucleotides. RefSeq lists its product as uncharacterized. The transcript has 4 exons. NCBI's taxonomy places the organism in Eukaryota, Viridiplantae, Streptophyta, Magnoliopsida, Solanales, Solanaceae. The coding region runs from base 98 to 757 and encodes 219 amino acids. The record is from RefSeq and is a predicted model, not a curated record.